CUACCGUCUGUGAAAGCGACGCAAAAAGAGACUUCGACUAAAAAAACAAUUGCCAGGACAAAGAGUUGACGUACAUUAAGUAUAUUUUUGCUUAUAUUUCCUUGAUAUUACUUCACGUAUCUCCCGAAGUGAGUAGGUGAAUCAAAAUGGAUUUCCAUGGACAGAAAUUUUCGACUGAUGGACAACACAGCAAUUUUUCUGACCGUGGUGGCGGCAGAAGAGGGAGAGGACGUGGAUUUCGGAGCUCGUUUUCUUCAGGUGCUCCUGCAAUGCUAUGUACAGUAAAUGCAGGGAAUGAAGAAAAUGACAAUGAAACGAACAAUUGGAGAGACGAUGGAGAGAAAGGAUCAUUUAGAGGAAGAGGCGGCAGAGGUCGUGGCUUUGGUGGAACUAAUCGGAGAACAUUCAACGGGGAAAAUGAUUCAUCCGAGAAAAAUGACUUCAGAGGGGAACGAAGAGGCAGAGGUGGCCGCCGUGAUGGUGAUGACAGAGGCAGCUUUGGAGGAGGAUAUCGUGGACAGAAUGAAGAGAUUUUCACCCAAGUAGAUGCUAAAGACUCAGGGCCAGAUAACCCAGAUGGUGAUGCCCGACCAAAAGUCACCUAUGUUCCUCCAGCCCUCCCUGAAGAUGAGGAUUCUGUGUUUAUGCACUAUCAGCAGGGCAUUAAUUUUGAUAAGUAUGAUGAAAUCACUGUGGAUGUUAGUGGAACCAACCCACCACCUGGCAUAAUGUCUUUUGAAGAGGCAGCCUUGUGUGCAUCCCUGCAAACAAACAUCAGCAAAUCUGGUUAUUCAAAGCCCACCCCAGUUCAAAAACAUGGCAUACCAAUCGUCUCUGCUGGUCGAGAUCUUAUGGCCUGUGCCCAGACUGGAUCUGGAAAAACUGCUGCAUUCCUGCUGCCAAUUCUGCAGCAGCUAAUGGCUGAUGGUGUGGCUGCCAGCAGCUUCUGCGAGCAGCAGGAACCAGAAGCUAUCAUUGUUGCCCCUACCAGAGAGCUCAUCAACCAGAUUUUCCUUGAAGCAAGGAAAUUCAGCUACGGGACAUGUGUGCGCCCUGUGGUGGUAUAUGGUGGGGUAAACACUGGAUUUCAGCUAAGAGAAAUUUCCAAGGGCUGCAACAUAGUGUGUGGAACACCAGGGAGAUUGCUGGAUGUGAUUGGAAGAGGAAGGAUUGGGCUCACUAAACUGCGGUACCUGGUUAUGGAUGAGGCUGACAAGAUGUUGGAUAUGGGUUUUGAGCCUGAUAUGCGUCGCCUGGUUGGUUCGCCCGGCAUGCCACCCAAAGAGAAUCGCCAGACUCUGCUCUUUAGCGCUACUUUUCCGGAAGACAUCCAGAGGUUGGCUGCAGACUUCCUCAAGACUGACUACUUGUUCCUGGCUGUUGGCGUAGUAGGUGGUGCUUGUACUGAUGUUCAACAGACAAUUGUCCAAGUCAGCAAGUUCUCAAAGAGAGAGAAGCUUACUGAACUUCUUGGGGCCACUGGACAAGAGCGAACAUUGGUGUUCGUGGAAACGAAGAGACAAGCUGAUUUCAUCGCCACUUUCCUGUGCCAAGAGAACCUUCCAACGACCAGCAUUCACGGGGAUCGCGAACAGCGUGAACGAGAGCAGGCUUUGUCUGACUUCAAGAGUGGCAAAUGUCCCAUUCUCGUCGCAACAUCGGUUGCUGCCCGCGGCUUGGACAUUCCAGAUGUUCAGCACGUGGUGAACUUUGACCUUCCUAAAAACAUUGAUGAGUAUGUCCACCGCAUCGGCAGAACCGGCCGCUGUGGUAAUGUUGGCAAGGCGGUGUCUUUCUACGACGCAGAGGUCGAUGGGCAUCUAGCUCGCUCCUUGAUCACAAUCUUGUCCAAGGCGCAACAAGAAGUGCCCCCAUGGUUGGAGGAAUCUGCAUUUAGUGGAGGUGCCACAAGUUUCAACGAGUUUGGCUCCUCAGACUCCAGGAAGUUUCAACGGGCAGGGGGUGAGAGCUCACCAGCCCCCCAGGCUUCUUCAGCAGCAGCUGACAAUGAUGAUGAUUGGGAGUAGAGAUGAUGGCUCACUUAUUUAGCACAGUUUUUUGUUGUGUUCAACAGUGCUAUGUGUUUUGAGUGUGGACCAAAAAUUUUCAAUGAAAACACCUCUGAAGAUGUUAGUUGAGAGAAAUGUUUGUUUGUAUGGUGUUUAUUCAUUCAUCCAAGGAUUUAAAAAUAUUGCAUUUAUUUUCAUUAGUUUCUUCACAAUUUAAAUUGGAAUCAUUCAAAUAUGGGAGAAUCUGAGGGACCUGUCAUUUAAGACUUCUACUUGGAAAAUAAUAAAUAUUUGUUCUGAGCAAAUACAACUGGAAUUUAUG
This is a messenger RNA of Corythoichthys intestinalis (scribbled pipefish), 2331 nucleotides long. It is a transcript of the gene ddx4, whose product is annotated as DEAD (Asp-Glu-Ala-Asp) box polypeptide 4. Gene Ontology annotation, molecular function: RNA helicase activity; ATP binding; RNA binding. Lineage: Eukaryota; Metazoa; Chordata; Actinopteri; Syngnathiformes; Syngnathidae. Gene Ontology annotation, biological process: gamete generation; cell differentiation. The coding region runs from base 147 to 2027 and encodes 626 amino acids. The transcript is spliced from 22 exons. The record is from RefSeq and is a predicted model, not a curated record. Gene Ontology annotation, cellular component: P granule; nucleus.